AUGCAUUUGCUCGAGAUUCCACAAGAACUUCUAUUGUCAGUGUUAGCGGUAGCCUCUUUUGAAAAUAAAGACUUGCUUCAUUUGGCGCUAACCUGUCGUCAAUGGGCUUCCUUAGCCUUGCCACACUUAUGGCGAACCCGACGUCUCAGUAAAGGAAAUGAAUACAAGCAAUUCAAGACAACGGUUCAAGAUUCUCACGCUGCAAAAGCUUUGCACCCUUAUGGUGAAUACGUCAAAAAACUUCAAAUCAAUGAGCGUACUGAUAUAACGCCACCAAGUUCCAUUGACGCCGAGGUGAUUUCAUUCAUCGCGAAAUUUUGCCCAAACCUUAUCGAACUUGCACUUCGAUUCAGCACGAAAGAGCGAAAUAAUCUAAUGUGGAGAUUACCAUUGUCAUUACUCGCGAAUCGACUUAAUAAAUUAGAUGUUGUCGGUUAUGAGCAUGAUGUUCGUUCAUCCGCUUCUGGAUUUCUUCAAUUGAUGAAUCAAUGGUUAGAUUAUGCAGAAGAUGAUGCUUAUAGAGAUGAUAAUUACGACGCGCUCUGUGAGAUUGCUCACAAACUUAGGCAUAUUGUACUUACUUAUCCUAAAAUUCCCAAUGAUAUGUGGGAAAAUCUCGCAAAAAAUGCUGGCAGCUCUCUUGAACACAUUGAGGUCCAUAUCAACGGUUCCAUCGUUCCUGAUCUUAGUCCAUCGCUCAUUACAAAGUCGUUUGCAAGCUAUUGCUCUAACCUGAGAUCCUUUAUUUUGGCAUCAUUCGUAUGUGAACCAGUUUCGAAGGAAGCUUUGCUCGAACUUAUUCAAGCUACUCCCAAACUGUCAAAAUUAGAUAUCGCGAUUGCAAGUGAUGCUGCUAGCGUCCUUCCAGAUUCUACUACCUUACACACAGUUUAUCUUUCAUCAACGAUUCAUGGUGACGAUUUGAAAAAUUUUGGUCGCAUGAAUAGUCUGAUCUCUUUGUCGAUUCAAAAAAUCGAAGGUUAUUGUGAUUUCAAGUUUUUGAGUAUGCUGCCGAAUCUCGAAAAAUUUUUUAUCGGAGAAUACGGCGAUUUGAAUGACGAAAUAGUUAACAAUAUUGUGACUAAUUCACGAGUGAAAAUAAUUGAAUUAGUAAAAACCCCCACGAUUACCGAUAGAGGCCUUCAGAUUUUUGCUUCCAUGCAUACACUUAUAAAAUUUUGUAUACGUGAUCGUUUGCAAAAUGUUACCAGAGACGGGUGGCUAGCGUUAGUGAGAAGACCACCUGAUUGUCCGUCCUGGGACAAGCUUUCCAUCAACGACGGAAGAAAGAUUGACUCGGAAUUUUUCGAGAUUUUGCAUCACGAACAUCCGAACCUUCGUAAGCUCAAAGUUCGUGGGAUCAAUCGAAACCUUUAUAAUGACGCGGCAUUCAGCAAACUCAAAUUCAAUGAGUCAUGGCAGCACUGUCAAACCACUUCUUCCACAGCUACCUUUGAUUGGCCAUUGACGCAUCUUUAA
This is a messenger RNA of Ambispora leptoticha, 1479 nucleotides long. Lineage: Eukaryota; Fungi; Glomeromycota; Glomeromycetes; Archaeosporales; Ambisporaceae. The record is from the annotation of a GenBank genome assembly.